Drosophila sulfurigaster albostrigata is the source of this 800-nucleotide messenger RNA. RefSeq names its product transmembrane protein 222. Bases 150 to 752 code for a protein of 200 amino acids. Lineage: Eukaryota; Metazoa; Arthropoda; Insecta; Diptera; Drosophilidae. The transcript has a single exon. The record is from RefSeq and is a predicted model, not a curated record.
AAAAAAAGUGGCAUGUAUGUGUGAGAUUUUCCUCCAACGUUGUUAUCUAGUUAUAAUCUGAUAAAUCGGAAAAAUUUGGAGUAGACGCAUAUUGUGUGAUUUAGUGAGUCGUUGUGCUAGUUGCGGUUUGUCUUACCCUUCCAUUUAAUAUGUCGUCGUCAACAUCCAGAAAUCAACAGCAGCAACCACAUCAAGAACAAUCAUCAACAGAGGACGUCGAUGUUGAGAUGGGUUCUAGAGGAGAUUGUGUGCGUGAACGGCUGCCACCCAUUGACUUUGACUUGGAUCAUUAUCCAUACUGCAUUGUGUGGACACCGAUACCCGUGUUAACCUGGAUAUUGCCAUUCAUUGGACACAUGGGCAUCUGCAUGGCCAAUGGUGUUAUACGUGACUUUGCAGGUCCCUAUGUAGUCACCGAGGAUAACAUGGCCUUUGGGCGUCCCACACGUUACUUGCGCCUGCAUCCUAAGUACGUUCAGGGCGGAUCCGAUGCCUGGGACGAGGGUGUAUCCAAAGCAUCCGUUCUGUAUGGCACACGCAUGCACAAUUUGUUUUGUGACAACUGUCAUUCACAUGUGGCGACAGCGCUCUGUAAUAUGCAUUAUAAGGACAGCAGUAGGUGGAACAUGAUAAUUUUGUGCUUCUGGAUGUUUGCAUGCGGUCGAUUUGUGGGCAUUUAUGGCUUUGUUAAAACCUGGCUGCCGUUCGCAAUCCUGCUAACAGCUGUCAUUCUAUUGGCCGUAUACUUUUAAUCUUAUUGCUAUUUCGACUAAUUAAAAACAAUUAUUAUCAAACUUCAA